AUGAGCAACGCAAGGGAGAAUAAUGUAUCACGCCCAAGCCGUGUUAGAAGGGAUCUUCUGAUGAAAGGCUCUCACGAGCACCAGGACAUUAGCAAACGCCGACUUUCAUAUAUUGCAGAUACCACUUUGACUACACCAAGUCGGACAAUUUCAAAUGAAGACAAAGACAUUCCGCAAUACACAAACGGCGAAAGGUUUCGCCGAAAAACAGUUUUUGCAAAGGAAGACACCGACAUUUUACCAAAAAAAACAACAAAAGCAUGUGACCUGUUAAACACUUCAGACAAACAAGACCCACUCAUCAUAUACACGUCAUCUACAGUAUCUCCUAAAGUAUCCCCAGGCAUCGGAAAAGUCAAACAAGUUAUUCCCGAAACCCCAAAGUCCCCGACCAAAAAAAUCACAACAAAAAGUCCCACCGAAAACAAUGAAAAAGAGACAAAAACCUCCAACGAAAUGCCUUUUGAAAAUACAGAAAAUGACGCACAAAAGGAAAAGUCAAAAGAAAAACAAAAAGAACGCGACGACAAAAUUGAAGCAAAGAAAGAGAUCCGACGGCCACAGAAAAGAAUCGCGAGAAAAGAUGUGAAGAAAAAUGAGAGGAGGAUGUCUUACAUCUCCAAAAACCAUAACGAGGAGAAACGCGAUAUUUCUUUAAUUGCUAUGGACGAGUGCUCACCCGACAUUUUAAACGAAAAGGACUUAAAGACGGUCUUCAAGUUGGAGGAGAAGCGACAGAAACUUAUUAUGGCGGAAGACGUCGAGAAAAGGUGUGAAGUACUUUUGGACAUCCAAUGUCUGACGACACAUAUAGUCACAACAAUAAAAGAGCCUCUUAGCAUCACUAUCUUUGAAGCGUGUGAAAAGUAUUUUAAAGGGAAUUCGAAGGAGGUCAUCAAUGUUGAUAAAUUGGUCUUUAGAAACCACACAGGAAAGGUUGUUUCGAGGAAUAUGACAUUCAGGGGGGUGUUGAUGUCACGUACAACGUGUUUGUAUGUGUGUUAUGAAUCACGACCUUUUUCUGUACAAAGAAUCUACCCAAUGGACAUCAAAAGUAAUUUACCGCGUAAAGCUAUACCACAAGUGGUUUACAACUUAUGUUGGUGGAUAUACACAUAUGGAUAUUUAAUCGAAGGCAUCUUUCGAGUGACUUCUAAUUUAGAAUUUGCGAAAAAGAAGGCUGAGAGGUUGGUUGACUGUGACAUGUCGUUUCUAUCGCAAAUGCGGCGGAUUGGGUGCGAUGUGCACAACGUUGUGGGAACAUUAAAAACGUACAUUAGAGAGUUUACUGAUGGAUUGAUUGAGUAUGACGCGAUAAGAAACAUCUCUGGACAUGGGAAGGAUCGAUUGAAAUAUGUUGUAGAAAUUUUUAAGAAGACUCCGAAUGAUGAUGCUGUGUGCUUCUGCAUCUUGUAUGGACUUGCGAGACGCCUUGUGAAGUACCAGAAAAUACACUUAAUGACGUCGAAGAACUUUGCGAUGAUAUUGGGUCCACUCGUGUCACACCCCAAAGGUGGUGUAAAUGCAGUGAAUGCGACGUGUAACCAAAUAGAAUUCAGUGGCUUUGUAAUGGAACAUUAUAAUGUUGUGAUGGAAAGUAUUGGAAUGUCAAAUCCAUUUGCUGAGUUGCCCGACAGGAGUGACAUUGGCGAUUUAAAUAAAGAUGGAGUGGAUGAGGCGCUUGAAAUUAUUAAAAAGAAGUCUGCGAUGACAGAGGAGGCGUGUAACAGGUUACUUAAAAUGAUGGAAAACCCAGAGGCGGUGCAGUAUAUUCAGAACUUGGAGGUUGAGUCGCUCGUCAAUGUGUUGGACGUGUUGUCCGACUUUUUGUUGUGUAAGUGA
Molecule: messenger RNA, 1842 nt
Organism: Entamoeba invadens IP1
Lineage: Eukaryota; Evosea; Mastigamoebida; Endamoebidae
Exons: 3
Coding region: 1-1842 (613 amino acids)
Biological process (GO): signal transduction; positive regulation of GTPase activity
Molecular function (GO): GTPase activator activity
Source: RefSeq, a predicted model, not a curated record